This is a messenger RNA of Symbiodinium sp. CCMP2592, 585 nucleotides long. Lineage: Eukaryota; Dinophyceae; Suessiales; Symbiodiniaceae. The record is from the annotation of a GenBank genome assembly.
AUGGCCGGGCGGGGCUUCGGCAACAUGGUGCACCCGAAUGCCGUGGUGGCACGAAGGGAGCUCGAGCGGCAGGAGCAGCUGCGUCUCCAACGCCUCGCCGAGGUCAAGACCUCCCCGCAGGUCCUCAGCAGCCGGGCGCUGCGGCCGAGCUCUGCCAGCCGUGCCCGGCCCGAGAGUGGCCGCCGGAGGCCUCGCUCCAGGCCGCCUUCUGCGCCGGCGCCCUCGCGACGGCCACCUGCCCCCGUUGCGUCGACGCACGCGGAGGCAGGCAACGGCAGUGAAUGUGGUCCCAGGCUUGCGCCUGAUGAGAUCCAGAGCCAGCUGAUGAAGCAGAAGCUGAGCCCGUACGAGGCCUCGGUGGCAUAUGCCUCGGUAGCCUCGCGCAGCCAGAACCCGCUGGUCAACGGCAGAGCCCAGAGCGCGCCGUCGAAAAUCCCUGUGACUUACCUCACCUCGCCGCAGAGGCGCCUUGAGGAUGCUUACAACCAUCUGCCCUCCGCCUCCGAGGAGGAGAGGGAAGCGCUGAUGGAGGACGAGAUCUUUGCCCUGCAUGAUGAUGUGGCCUGCGCGACUUUGCCUUUGUGA